CAGUACCACAUACUGUAUUAUUGUUUCAGUAAGUAUUAUUGUUUUAGUGUUUGCCUCUUACAACAAUGUUGCUGUAUUUGUUUCUUCUCAUGCUAACAGUUAAUGUCAGCACUGGCUUUCAAGUUUCACAUAUGGACAUGCAAUAUACUGGAUGCUCUGAUACACAGAGUGACUUUAUAUACAGUACUGAUAAUGAGGAAUUAUACUACUCCGAUUUCAGUAGACAUGAAGGAGUGGUGACAGCACCUGAUUUCGCAGAUCCAAUUACGUUUCCUGGAUUUUAUGAACUUGGUGUUAUUUUAAUAGAUCAUUGCAGAUUAAACUUAGCUUCAACUGCUAAAGCUCAUAGCCAACCAGAAGAGCAAACAGCACGACCCGAGACUUGUAUCUAUUCAAAAGAUGAUGUGGUGCUUGGUGUUGAGAACGUCCUCAUCUGUCACGUGACAGGAUUUUUUCCUCCAUCUGUCACAAUCAUCUGGACUAAAAACAACAUGAAUGUGACAGAAAAUAUAAAUCAGAGCCAGUAUCGGCUAAAAAGUGAUGGUACCUUCAACAUCUUCUCCACUCUGAGGUACACUCCUGAGGAGAAGGACAUGUACAGCUGCACUGUGUAUCAUAAAGCUCUCGAAGAGAAAUCUGAAACCAGAACCUGGGAAGUUGAUGUUGCUGUGCCCAGUGUUGGUCCAGCUGUGUUUUGUGGAGUGGGUUUGACCCUGGGGCUGCUGGGAGUCGCUAUUGGUGUUUUUUUCUUAUUAAAAGGACAUAUAUAGGCAGUCUUUUAUUGUAACUUGACUUUUUUUUUGUCAACAUGUCUGUUUUAUAAAAACUGUUUAAUAAAAUAACACUUUUGGUUUGUAUUGAAAGAAGCGAAUAUCAAUAUAGAUUGCACAAUUAUAAUUUUGUCUAAAAAACACUAUUAUACACCUUAAGAUCAAAAGGUUUGUAGGUUCAAGAGAAACAUUUUCCUUAUGUGAUCUUAAAUGUUUGAACUGCAGUGUAUAUAUUUUUUUUCACAUUGUUCACAUGGCUUUACAAUGCUUUAGAAAAAAAUAAAACAUUUAAUUUUUUUGGGAAUAGUUUGAAAUAUGAUGGGGUCCAGUUGAGAAUCUUAUAUACAGUAGGCUACUGUGGAAAAGUCUUAGGCCACCACCAGCAGCUUUGUUGUUUUAGCAAAGUGUUAAUGUCCAUCAUAUCAGAAAAAACAGGAAAUAUUUACACAAAAUUAAAAACAAAACAAUUUUAGGACUAAACAUCUUCUUUAGGCAUCAGUCAGUAUUUAGUGUGACCUCUCUUGGCACGAAACACAUCUUGAGCUUUUUUGGUGAAACUAAAAUCCUGAAGUCAUUCGAUUAGAUUAAAAAUUAGGAUUUAUUUUUAGGUUUAAGAGAUUCUGCAGUUGCCUGCUAUUGGUCAAGUGGUAGGGGAGUUUACCCUAAAUACUUAAACUUUUAUACUGUUUUUAAUACCUGUAUUUUC
Messenger RNA from Paramisgurnus dabryanus, 1476 nucleotides. Its product is annotated as rano class II histocompatibility antigen, B alpha chain-like. NCBI's taxonomy places the organism in Eukaryota, Metazoa, Chordata, Actinopteri, Cypriniformes, Cobitidae. Gene Ontology annotation, biological process: antigen processing and presentation; immune response. The record is from RefSeq and is a predicted model, not a curated record. Gene Ontology annotation, cellular component: MHC class II protein complex; membrane.